GCAGGUUUAUAGCCGCUGAGAUCAGCUGACGCUCCGCAUUGCAGACUGCGGAGUCUGGCGUCGUCAUGUACUCUCUCUUCCUCCUGGCCAGCUGCCUGGGCGCGGCUCUAGCCGGCCCUGUCCUAGGGCUGAAGGAAUGCACCAGGGGCUCGGCGGUGUGGUGCCAGAACGUGCGGACGGCGGCCGAGUGUGGGGCUGUGAAGCACUGCCUGCAGACCGUCUGGAACAAGCCGACGGUGAAAUCCCUUCCCUGCGAUAUAUGCAAAGAUGUCAUCACUGCAGCUGGGGACAUGCUGAAAAACAAUGCCACCGAGCAAGAGAUCCUCGUGUAUUUGGAGAAGACCUGUGACUGGCUGCCUAACCCGAACUUGUCUGCCUCGUGCAAGGAGAUGGUCGACACCUACCUCCCAGUCAUCCUGGACAUGAUUAAAGGACAGAUGAGCCACCCUGGGGAAGUGUGCUCCGCCCUCAACCUCUGCGAGUCCCUUCAAAAGCAUCUGGCAGAACUGAAUCACCAGAAACAGCUGGAGGCCAAUAAGAUCCCGGAACUGGAUGCGGCUGAGGUGGUGGCUCCCUUCAUGGCCAACAUCCCUCUCCUCCUCUACCCUCAGGACGGCCCCCGCAGCGAGCCCCAGCCCCAGGCUGGUGGGGACGUUUGCCAGGACUGUAUCCAGAUGGUGACUGACAUCCAGAAUGCUGUCAGGAACAACGCCACCUUUGUGGAGGCCUUGGUGAACCAUGCCAAGGAGCAGUGCGACCUCCUGGGGCCUGGCAUGUCUGACAUGUGCAAGAACUACAUCAACCAGUAUUCUGACAUUGCUGUCCAGAUGAUGAUGCACAUGCAGGAUCAGCAACCCAGGGAGAUCUGUGACCUGGUUGGGUUCUGUGACCAGGUGAAGGAGAUGCCCAUGCAGACUCUAGUCCCUGCCAAAGUGGUCUCCGAGAACGUCAUCCCUGCGUUGGAGCUGGUGGAGCCCAUUAAGGAGAAGGACAUGGUCCAGGCGAAGGCUAGUGUGAACUGCGAGUUGUGUGAGUACGUGGUGAAGGAGCUGGUCAAGCUGAUUGACAACAACAGGACCGAGGAAGAAAUAAUUCACGCUUUGGAUGAGGUGUGCUCAAAAUUGCCCACAUCCUUAUCUGAAGAGUGUCAAGAGAUGGUGGAAACUUACGGCAGGUCCAUCCUGUCCAUCCUCAUGCGGGAAGAGAGCCCCAAACUGGUGUGCAGCCUGCUCCAUCUCUGCUCCAGCCAGGGGCCGCCCGUGCCACCCGUACGCGUGACUCAGCCGCGGGACGGUGGCUUCUGUGAGGUAUGCAAGAAGCUGGUAAGCUACUUGGACCACAACCUGGAGAAGAACAGCACGAAGCAGGAGAUCCUGGCUGCUCUGGAGAAAGGCUGCAGUUUCCUGCCUGACCCGUACCAGAAGCAGUGUGAUCAGUUUGUGAGUGAGUAUGAGCCCGUGCUGAUCGAAAUCCUGGUGGAGGUGAUGGACCCUUCCUUCGUGUGCUUGAAAAUUGGAGCCUGCCCCGCAGGCCGUAAGCCUCUCUUGGGGACUGAGAAGUGUGUCUGGGGCCCUAGCUACUGGUGCCAGAGCAUGGAGGCGGCCACCCAGUGCAAUGCUGUCGAGCACUGCAAACGUCACGUGUGGAACUAGAGGGGAUGUUCCUUCUUGGAGAAACUGCAGCAUCUUUUCCUACUUGUGUGUGUGGGGCAGUGACCACACGGAUCUGUUGACUCUGUUAUGAAUUAGGACCCCCUUUCCCUCCCCCCUUUCCCGCCUCCCAAUUGUAGCACUGCUGUCAGCGGUGGAGGCGCUUUGCCCUCUGCCACCCGUAGCCGCUUCUGUGUUCCCUCCUUUGCCUGACCCGCUGAGGACGUCCUAUGCGCCGGGGCUCUUUCAGCCUGACCUUGAGGCUCCCUGGAGGCAGCGGCAGGGGGUGUGGGUGCUGGCAGGAGCCUCCUCUCCAUCCUCCCAGCCGGGGGCCUUGUUCUGGGCCCUCCCCCUACCCCCGUGGGGACCGCCCCUCUUCUGGGCUGACUGGCUGCUGUACACAGAAGCAAAACAAAGGCAGUUUUAUGUGAAAGAUGAGAGGCUCAGAAUAAUUAGGCGUAGUUUUCACUGUAGGGAGGAUUGAGGAAGCAGCUGCUCAGAAGACCUGGCUGAGGCUUGGGUUUGCUGUUCCCCUGUCAACCUUCCAUUCACCUUUCCUGUGUCUUUGCCGGUGAGGCCUUGUUUGGGGUUCUGUGGGUUUGGGUGGGAGGGGCAGCCCUGCCUGAAUGUAAUCUAGCUCCAUGUGGAGAUCCUGUGGGCCCGCUUUUGCGUGUGAGCAUGGACGGUGGUGACCACCGCUUGCUUGCUUUUGUGUCUGCGUGGCCGUGGAAGCCUUGCUUUGUGUGUCUGUCCUGCUGCCCAGGGCCCACCCUUGGCUCUGGGCGUCCCAGCCCCUCCGCUCCAGCCCUCGUUUCCAGGAUGUUCUUUCUGACCUUCAAAUCAGUGUGGACGACAAGCUCCGAAGCCUUUGGCUUUCAGGUAGAGGGUCUGCUGGGCCUGCUGCCCAGGGGUCUUGGCUGCCUCCUCUCCCAUUCGGCUUCUCUUUCCUACUUAUAGUUGUCAGGAGACCGCAAGAUACGCAGUUGCUAUUAAAUGGACUUAAUGACUUUUUUGGUUUGUUUUGCACUAAAGUUUCUGUGAUUUAAUAAUAAAUAAAGUCUGUUAACCAGA
Molecule: messenger RNA, 2720 nt
Organism: Hyaena hyaena (striped hyena)
Lineage: Eukaryota; Metazoa; Chordata; Mammalia; Carnivora; Hyaenidae
Gene: PSAP
Product: prosaposin
Exons: 15
Coding region: 66-1652 (528 amino acids)
Biological process (GO): sphingolipid metabolic process
Cellular component (GO): lysosome
Source: RefSeq, a predicted model, not a curated record